Fragaria vesca subsp. vesca is the source of this 2392-nucleotide messenger RNA. RefSeq lists its product as uncharacterized. Gene Ontology annotation, biological process: regulation of mRNA splicing, via spliceosome. The transcript has 9 exons. The coding region runs from base 49 to 2229 and encodes 726 amino acids. NCBI's taxonomy places the organism in Eukaryota, Viridiplantae, Streptophyta, Magnoliopsida, Rosales, Rosaceae. The record is from RefSeq and is a predicted model, not a curated record. Gene Ontology annotation, molecular function: mRNA binding. Gene Ontology annotation, cellular component: nucleus.
GUAGUAGGAAUCAGAAGAAGCAUUCACUACAGUUCAGUCUAACGCAGGAUGAGUGCAAAGGUUGAUACAUCUGCAUCAGCAACUGGUGGCCAAAAGGUCUCCAAGUUUGCUGCUAAGGCUGGAUUUGUUAUACCGAAAAACAAGUUGUCGGGUUCACUGGUGCCCAUCUCUCGGGGAGGUAAAAAUGUUGGUGCUAGUGAUUAUGGUAGUGGAGAGAGUAAGAAACAGGUUCAGAGGAAAACGAAAUGGGGUGCUGAUCUGUCACAAGAUGCUUCUGUUAGAAAGGGAAGAGCCUUAGCUUAUCAGACUCGGGUGGAUCAAAUUACACAACAGCUGAAAUCGGGAAUGUCAGAGUUUGGUAACAAUGAGAACAUGCCAUCAGCAACUCAGGAUCCAGACCACAGAUCCUUUACGUAUCAAGUUGACAAGGAGGGUGCAGAACAAUUGGAACUUGAAAAGCGGGAAGCCAUAGGUGAGAUACUAAAGCUGAAUCCAAGUUACAAGGCUCCAUCUGAUUACAAACCUUUGUUGAAAGAGGCUACAGUUCCUGUUCCUGUCAAAGAAUAUCCUACAUACAAUAUUCUUGGUCUGAUAUAUGGGCCUGGAGGUGAUAAUCAGAAGCAAUUAGAAAAGGAAACAGGAGCUAAGAUUCAAGUCUACGGUACCAAAGCAGUGACAGGAGAAAAGGCUGAAAUAAAACAGUAUGCUGGGAGUGAAAUCCAGGCUGAAUAUGAAAAGUUAUAUGUUCAUGUAUCAGCUGAUACAUUUGAGAAAGUAGAUGCAGCUGUUGCUGUAAUCGAACUGCUAGUCACCUCUGUAUCUGGAAAUAUGUCGGCCAUUAUGGGUGAUAAUGCUCAUGUUCCUAGUCAAGGCCAGGACACAACCACCUCAGAUAUGGUUCCUACUACUAUCAUAGACCAAGGACCGGUGCUACCAGCAACAGGACAUACACAAACUCUACCAAAUGGGCAGUUUCAGUAUCCUGGUUCAUUUUACUCUACAGGCCAACCUGGCAGUCCAAUGAAUCAACUUGGCUUCACACCAAUGAAUUCUCAAAUGCCAAUUCUAAACAAUGCUGCCCAUCCAUCAACACCUCCUUUUAAUUCAACAAUGCCAGCUCUUCUUCCCCAUAUACAACACCUACCACCAUCAGUUUUGCAGCAUACAUAUAUGCCUCAGACCAGUCCUGGUUCUCAUGGCGCACCAAGAAACUUCUCUAUGAUGGCUUCCCAGCCUUCAUCAGUUCAAUCUAAUGUUUCAGCUCCAGUUACAUUCUUGGGAAACCAACCCCCACCAACAGGCCAAAGUAAUCAUCCCCUUGCAAGAAUAUCUGACUGGCAACAGGCACCUGCUGGAAGCUCUGGUGGAUGGAGCAUACCACCGACAUCUGCAGGUUUCAGUAAUAAUAUGCAUAUGGCACCUAAUCCUCUAAAUCAUCUCAAUGCAGCUCCAACUUUUACUUCUUUGCCGCAACCUCACCCUCCUACUUUACCAAUACUGGCACUUGCUCAACCCCAACCAUUUAUAAGCCCUAUGUCAGGCUCUGCUCCAGCUCCUUCUUCAGGCCUAGUUACAUCUCUACCUCCUCCUCAUCAAUCAAGAGUCCCUACUUCGGUCUCGGGAAGUGUACAAAAUUUCAAUCCUAUAAAACCACCAAUACUGACAGCUCCAAGUCCUGGUGACUUCACUUUCCAGCCUCACCGACCGCAAAGUCCAGCCUUUCAAGCAGUUCCCCAACAAAGCAAUCAGUUUUCAGUUCACAAUGCUCACCCGGCUGGACCAAUGGGGCGACCUCAGGUAAUGUCUCUACAGUUGCCUGUGCGACAUAUGACUCCUCAACCUUGCAAUCAGGUGUUACCAGGGCCACAGGUGGGUGACCAGAUUAGUCAACCUUCAGCUCAUAUUUCUCCUAUUCAGUUUGCCAGAAAUUCAACAGUUCCUCCCAGACUGGAAAUGUUUCCAGAUGUCAAUCCUGUUGCACCUAGAAUGUCACUCUUGCCAAUGAGACCAGGGAACUUCAAUCAAGCUCACCAAAUGCCCAAUUUGCGCAGUCCUUUGCCUCCAAUGCCAGGAAGUCGUAAUCAGUUUCAGCAAAGUUAUCCUGCUCAAUUGGCUCCAAAUCAACAGUUCAUCAACAAUCCAUAUGCAUCUGGCAAGUUGUCUAAUCCUGGAGGACACCAACUUUAUGAUCCAUUCUCUCCCAAUUCUGACUCAACAGCAAGGAGGUAAUCCAGCAUAGAUGGGAAAGCAGGAGAAUGAUCCAUACUAAUGAAUGUAUUAUGAGCAGAUAGUCUAGGAUUUGUAAAACAGAUAUAGUCUCUGCAGGAGUCUUCAAUAUAUUAAUUUCCAAAGUGUACACAGAUCAUAUAUCAACGUGCUGUUACGCUGCUUU